UUGAGAAAGAGCGAGUGGGGGGGGACUCACACACGAUACAUUCGUUUCGAAAGUUUAAUUUGCAUGUCUCUUAUACUUAUAUCAAGUAUAUUUAUAAAUUCGGUAUCAUGUGAUAAAUAUUUCAGAUGGGAUAUUUACUUAUAUGAACCCUUCGAGGACUUCGUCCUUCGCGUCAAGCAAGUGAAAGCACGACACAACCGUCGUCGCUAUGAAAACAAAAGCUUCGCUUUGAAGAAUACCAACAAGAAGCUGGUUUCUUGUUCUAGGCAAACCAAGUAGGCGUUUCACUUUCAACUGAUCCAGGAUUAUACACUUGGUCGUCAUUCGAGUCGUGUUAUUCAGUACAAGUAUAUUUUCUUCGUCACAAUUAUGUCGAAAAAAUUUUAUAAACUCGAAAUCAACAAAACAGAAUGGGAAGUCCCGGAACGUUAUCAAAUGCUCACUCCUGUAGGAUCUGGUGCUUAUGGCCAAGUCUGCUCAGCGGUAGAUUCACUAGCAAAUCACAAAGUAGCCAUAAAAAAGUUAGCAAGGCCCUUUCAAUCAGCUGUCCAUGCCAAACGCACUUAUAGAGAACUUAGGAUGCUCAAACACAUGAAUCACGAAAAUGUUAUCGGUUUACUAGACGUUUUUAAUCCUUGCUCAUCUCUAGAAGACUUUCAAAAUGUAUACCUGGUAACGCAUCUUAUGGGAGCUGAUUUGAAUAACAUUGUUCGAACCCAAAAACUUUCUGAUGAUCACGUUCAAUUUCUUGUUUAUCAAAUUCUUCGAGGGUUAAAAUAUAUACAUUCAGCAGGAAUAAUUCAUAGGGAUCUGAAACCGUCAAAUAUAGCUGUCAAUGAAGAUUGUGAAUUGAGAAUUUUAGAUUUUGGUCUAGCUAGGCCAACGGAAAAUGAAAUGACUGGUUACGUAGCAACGAGAUGGUAUAGAGCACCAGAAAUUAUGCUCAAUUGGAUGCACUACAAUCAAACAGUUGAUAUUUGGUCUGUUGGAUGUAUAAUGGCUGAAUUAUUAACUGGGAGGACGUUAUUCCCAGGAACAGAUCAUAUUCACCAAUUAAAUCUUAUUAUGGAAGUACUGGGUACUCCACAAGACGAGUUUAUUCAGAAAAUAUCGUCAGAGUCGGCUAGAAAUUAUAUCCAGAGUUUGCCAUCUUUGAAUAAAAAAAAUUUCAAAGACGUUUUUCGAGGAGCUAACCCAUUAGCAAUAGAAUUGCUAGAGUUGAUGUUGGAAUUGGAUUCAGAAAAAAGAAUAACUGCUGAGCAAGCAUUAGCUCAUCCAUAUCUAGCUCAAUAUGCUGAUCCCACCGACGAACCGGUAUCUUUGCCUUACGAUCAAAGUUUUGAAGAUAUGGAGUUGCCAGUCGAGAAGUGGAAAGAGCUAGUCUACCAUGAAGUAAUAAACUUUGUCCCCCAACAACAAUCGUUUCCAUCCUCAGAUACAUCACAACAGUCUGAUACUUAGGAAUAUAAUUAAUGUUGGCCAUUAAUUUUCUAAACGUAAUAAUGAAUUGUAAAAAAGCACACUACAGUACAACAGCAAUAAUAAACACGUAAAACUGCAAUAUUAAUAAAAAUAAUUAUAGUAUAAUGAAAUUACAAUGUGAUUUUGUAAAAAAAAUACAUGAAGAUUAAUUAUAACUACAGCGAAUAAUGUUUUUUUUUUAAACAGAAAAAAUAUUCGAGCUUGUCUUU
This is a messenger RNA of Copidosoma floridanum, 1691 nucleotides long. RefSeq names its product mitogen-activated protein kinase p38b. NCBI's taxonomy places the organism in Eukaryota, Metazoa, Arthropoda, Insecta, Hymenoptera, Encyrtidae. Gene Ontology annotation, molecular function: ATP binding; MAP kinase activity. Gene Ontology annotation, biological process: protein phosphorylation. The record is from RefSeq and is a predicted model, not a curated record.